AUGAGCCAUGAUGAGGAAAAGAAGCCUGUUGUACCAAAGGAGAUAUCAGAUAUUGGAGAACUGAACAUUGGAUGCAAGUGUUGGGUCGACAAAGAUGGAGAGGAGAGGCUAGCAGAGAUCUUGAGUAUAAACAAGAGAAAGAGCCCACCUAAGUUUUAUGUACACUAUGAGGACUUCAACAAGCGUCUAGACGAGUGGGUGCUGACGCCGCGGAUUAACCUCGGAAGGGAAGUGUUUUUUCCUCAAGACGAAAAGGAUGCAAAGGAAGCGGAGAAAGAUAAAUCCAGUAGUAAGAAGCAGAAACAGAAGAAGAACACACCAGCAAGUCGAUCCUCGUCUCAUUCUGAUGCAGUAGACGGAGAAGAUGUCAUGGAUCUUGACAACUUGAAUGUGCAAGGUAUCAAGGACGAGGAUAUAUCACGAGACGACGAGAUCAAGAAACUUAGAACCUCAGGAUCCAUGGUUCAAAAUUCACACGAAGUUGCGAGAGUCAGAAAUCUGAACAAAAUAAUCAUGGGGAAAUACGAAAUUGAACCUUGGUAUUUCUCGCCUUAUCCCAUCGAGCUCACCGAUGAAGAUGUGGUAUACAUCGACGCAUUUACUUUACAGUACUUUGGUUCCAAAAAGCAGUAUGAAAGAUACCGGUCAAAAUGCACGCUGCGGCAUCCUCCCGGGAACGAGAUUUACCGUGAUGACUAUGUGUCGUUUUUCGAAAUUGAUGGCAGGAAGCAGAGAACGUGGUGCCGGAACCUGUCCUUGCUCUCAAAGCUGUUUUUGGACCACAAGACUCUUUAUUACGACGUCGAUCCAUUUUUAUUUUAUUGCAUGACGAGGAGAGAUGAAUUAGGACAUCAUUUGGUUGGUUAUUUUUCCAAAGAGAAAGAAUCAGCGGAAGGAUACAACGUUGCGUGUAUUCUGACACUUCCACAGUAUCAAAGAAUGGGUUACGGAAGACUCUUGAUCGAGUUUUCCUACGAGCUCUCAAAAAAGGAAGGGAAAGCAGGCUCUCCCGAGAAGCCCCUCUCUGAUUUAGGCCUACUAUCAUACAGAGCUUAUUGGGCAGAUACAUUAAUCAAGCUCCUUAUGAAUCAUGGAACAGAAAUAACUAUUGAUGAAAUAAGCUCAAUGACCUCAAUGACAACAACAGACAUUCUACACACUCUGAAGGCCCUCAACAUUCUACAAUACUAUAAAGGACAACACAUCAUUUACAUGAAUGAAGAUGUUGUACAACGUUACGAGAAAAUUAAACAGAAAAAAGGCCGUAAUAUCGAUCCAGCCAAACUUAUUUGGAAACCUCCAGUGUUCACAGCUUCUCAGCUCCGUUUUGCAUGGUAG
Molecule: messenger RNA, 1338 nt
Organism: Lachancea thermotolerans CBS 6340
Lineage: Eukaryota; Fungi; Ascomycota; Saccharomycetes; Saccharomycetales; Saccharomycetaceae
Gene: ESA1
Product: NuA4 histone acetyltransferase complex catalytic subunit ESA1
Exons: 1
Coding region: 1-1338 (445 amino acids)
Biological process (GO): regulation of DNA-templated transcription
Molecular function (GO): histone acetyltransferase activity
Source: RefSeq, a predicted model, not a curated record